AUGUUUUCUGCAACAGCUCAUCAAGUUGCUAAAGCUCUGGGAAAGGAGACUCUCCUCCCUGUUCCAAGUAUUAACACUGCAGACAACAUUGAAAUUCUACGCAUUGUCAUCAAGAAAAGAAGAAAGUGGCUCUUUUUUACCAGAAAACCACAUUAUGAAACAACAGAAUUCACCCUGUCUGAUGUCCUUCUUGGUGAACAUCAGAAAGAAUUUGAAGUCCUUCCACUUGAUACACAUGUUUUAACAGCUUACAAUAGUAAAUCAAAUCUGUCAUUGAAAGGUAAAUUUGGUGCUGAUUUGACUAAAGAACUGUUGGAUGUGAAACUUGGUUCAACUGAUAGUGUUGUUGUCAGCAGUCAGUUAGGAGUUUUGAAUAAAACUGAAAUAUCAACACCAAAACUGCUACAUCUCUUAGAGAAGAAGAAAAUAGACUUGCAUCAUCCUCUUAUUAGCGUGGUGAAAGAUAAUGGACAUAAAACAUUGUGUAUCAUAACUAGUAUUAUUCAUCUGAAGGAUAAUGGUAAAAUUACCAGUGAUGUUGAUUUAGAGGGGGAUGGAGAAUUUGAUUCAAAGCCUUUAAGUGUAGAUCUUGAAGGAGAUGUAAAGGAAGAUAAAUCUAAAUCAAUGGUAAUACCUAAAAAUACUAGUAUAGCAUUUUCUAUGGUUGAGUUAUUAGUGUCUGUUAAAGAUGGUUCCAUACAGGUAAUUUUAUCACAUGAUGAAAAUGGUGGAUUUACAACUGAAAAUUUUGAUGUUACUGAUGGACCUGUUCACCCAGAAUGUCCAGAAGAAAUUCUAAAGGUUUUUAAAGAAAAUGGUAAAUGUAAGGAAGUUUUAAGAUCUGUUCAACAUUUAUUACAAACACCUAAAUCUAUUAGAUCACUAAUGGAAUUGGAAGUGGAACUAAGUCAUGAUUUAAAUAUAUUACAAGCCUAUACCAAACAAAAUCUUUAUGAUGAGUUUGAUAUGGAAGAAUCUCAUAAUUAUCAUCCAUUUUUACUCCUUGCAGACUUCCAUUUUAAGGAUGAGAAAUUAUUGAUACCAGAUGAAUCUAGCAGUAUGUUUAAUGCUUGCCAUUUUCUACUAACAUUAUUACAUGAAUUAGAUGAAGACAAUAUAUUAGAUGUAUUAGCUCAAUGUCUGAUGGUCACAAAAACAACUUUAAAUACAGUUCCAGUGCUAAGAAAGUUAAAAGAAAGUAAAGAUCAUGACAUCAAAUUUACUGAAGAGAUGAUAGAGAAGUUAACAGCGACACCUAUCAAUGAUUUAAUGUUUGCUUUAGAAAUUGUUGUCAAACCUUCCAGUCUCUUGGUACAUGUUCCAUCAAGGAGUAGACUUGAUCUACAAGCUACUUAUUAUAUUUUGAAUUCAGUUUUACAAUAA
Molecule: messenger RNA, 1383 nt
Organism: Lottia gigantea (owl limpet)
Lineage: Eukaryota; Metazoa; Mollusca; Gastropoda; Lottiidae
Exons: 7
Coding region: 1-1383 (460 amino acids)
Biological process (GO): programmed cell death
Cellular component (GO): cytoplasm
Source: RefSeq, a predicted model, not a curated record